Messenger RNA from Symbiodinium pilosum, 333 nucleotides. Lineage: Eukaryota; Dinophyceae; Suessiales; Symbiodiniaceae. The record is from the annotation of a GenBank genome assembly.
GACGGCCUGAUCUACGGCGGCGAUGGCCUGCUGCUCGCGAAGAACGUGGCUGGCGCGGCCUUCGGUGUGGUCUACUCAGCAGGCGUCACGGCGGUGAUCUUCUUCAUCAUGCGCCUCGCCAUGCGCAUGAGGGUCAGCGAGGAGCAGGAGCUGGAAGGAGUCGACCUCCACUGUCACUCCGAGGUGGCCUACGGCAAGACUGAGCACACCGGCAAGCGCAGCAAUUCCGAGCACACCGGCAAGCGCAGCUACGAGGCGGCGGCACCAACGCUGCUGACCAGCACGGCCCAGAGCUCUGCAGAGAAGCCUGCUGAGGUCACCGCUACCGUCUGA